Messenger RNA from Benincasa hispida (wax gourd), 1119 nucleotides. Its product is annotated as PTI1-like tyrosine-protein kinase At3g15890. NCBI's taxonomy places the organism in Eukaryota, Viridiplantae, Streptophyta, Magnoliopsida, Cucurbitales, Cucurbitaceae. The record is from RefSeq and is a predicted model, not a curated record. Gene Ontology annotation, biological process: protein phosphorylation. Gene Ontology annotation, molecular function: ATP binding; protein kinase activity.
AUGGUUUGGAAUUGCUUCAGUUGCAUUGGCGGUCACCACAAUAAAUCACAGAAAAGUAUGACAGACAACGUAGAUUAUCCAUGGGAAAUCUAUACUCUCAAGGAGCUUCUUCAAGCCACAAAUAACUUCAACAAAGAUAACAAAAUUGGUGAAGGAGGAUUUGGAAGUGUUUAUUGGGGUCGAACGAGUAAAGGCGUCGACAUAGCAGUGAAAAGACUGAAGGCCAUGACUGCAAAGGCAGAGAUGGAGUUUGCAGUUGAAGUGGAGAUUCUUGCUAGGGUUAGACAUGAAAAUCUUUUGGGUUUGAGAGGAUUUUAUGCCGGUGGAGAAGAAAGACUUAUUGUAUACGAUUACAUGCCAAAUCAUAGCUUGCUUUCCCAUUUACAUGGUCAAUUAGCUGAUCAAUGUCUUUUAGAUUGGCAACGAAGAGUAAGCAUCGCCAUUGGAGCAGCCAAAGGUUUAUCGUACUUACAUCACGAGGCAAGACCUCACAUAAUACACAGAGAUAUAAAGGCAAGUAAUGUUCUAUUGGACUCAGAUUUCGAAGCAAAAGUUGCUGAUUUUGGGUUCGCAAAGCUAAUACCAGAUGGAGUUUCUCAUUUAACCACAAGAGUUAAAGGGACUUUAGGAUAUUUAGCUCCUGAAUAUGCAAUGUGGGGAAAGGUUGCAGAAAGUUGUGACGUGUACAGCUUUGGAAUUUUAUUGUUGGAAAUUGUUAGUGGUCGAAAGCCCUUAGAAAAGCUUCCAAAUGGCACAAAACGAGAUAUUGUUCAAUGGGCCACUCCAUAUGCUCAAACCGAGGAUUUUGAUCACAUUGCUGAUCCACGAUUGAACCAAAAUUUUGAUGUUCAUGACUUGAAAUCUAUUGUCACCAUUGCCUUGAAAUGCACUGAUGCUAAUGCUGAGACUCGCCCUAGUAUGAAACAAGUCGUUACUUGGCUUAAGGAUGACUUGAGAACAAAGAAAGAUCUUCAGGAUCAAGAUCAACAUCAAGAUCAAGAUCAAGAUCAAGAUCAAGUUCAAGAUCAAGAUGAAGGUCAAGAAAAUUAUCAGAAGUAUCAUACAGAUUAUGAGGAGCUUGAGAAACAGCAAUUUGAUGAUGGUGGGAUAUGGAGGUGA